CUCAACAGAGGGCGCAUCAGUAUCGAGAAGAAAGGAAACAUGGCGGACGCAGCUGAAGGAAAAUUGGUGAAAAUGGAGGUGGACUACAGCUCCACUAUGGAUGAAAAGCUGCCAAAAUGUGAGCAGUUAGUGAAGGAUGGUAAGCUUAGUGAAGCUAUUGAUACCCUUCUAGCCCUUGAAAAACAGACCAGAACUGCUGCUGACAUGCAUUCCACAUCCAGGAUUUUGGUUGCCGUGGUGAAGUUUUGUUUCCAAUGUAAUGAAUGGAAUGCUCUCAAUGAGAAUAUCAUUCUGCUUACUAAAAGGAGAGGACAACUCAAACAGGCUGUUACCAAGAUGGUACAAGAGGCUUAUACAUACAUUGACAAAACACCUGACAUGGAAACAAAACUGAAGCUUAUAGACACAUUGAGAACAGUCACUGCAGGGAAGAUCUAUGUUGAGAUCGAGAGAGCAAGAUUGACAAGGAUCCUAGCAAAGAUCAAAGAAGAUGCUGGGGAGAUCGAAGAAGCUGCCAAUGUUCUCCAGGAACUUCAGGUUGAGACUUAUGGUUCUAUGGAAAAGAAAGAGAAAGUUGAGUUCAUCCUUGAGCAGAUGAGACUCUGUAUAGCCAAGAAAGACUACAUCAGAACACAGAUCAUCAGCAAGAAAAUCAACCUGAAGUUCUUUGAUGAGAAAGACUCUGAGGAUUUGAAGCUGAAAUUCUACAAGUUGAUGAUAGAGCUGGACCAACAUGAAGGAUCGUAUCUGUCCAUAUGUAAACAUUAUAGAGCUGUGGUAGACACACCAACCAUCAAAGGGGACAGCCAUCUACGAAAUGAGGCUUUGAAGUGUAUGGUCUUAUACCUGUGUCUAUCACCUUAUGACAAUGAGCAGAAUGAUCUCAUACACAGAACCAAGGAAGAUAAAUUACUAGAAGAUCUUCCACUAUAUAAACAACUGUUGAAGCAGUUCAUCACACAAGAGAUAAUGCAAUGGGGAGAACUAAGUCGGCUUUAUGAAUCAGAACUCAGACAAGGGUCCCCACAAAACACCGCCACUGAUGUUUUUGCCAAUACUGAAGAGGGUAAUAAGCGCUGGAAAGAUUUGAAAAUCCGUGUAGUAGAACAUAACAUUCGUGUAAUGGCCAAGUACUACACCAGAGUGACUACUAAACGAAUGUCUGAGCUGCUAGAUCUGUCUGAAGCUGAGACUGAGGAAUUCCUGUCUACAUUGGUAGUGAACAAAACAGUAGUAGCCAAGAUAGACCGUCUGUCUGGAAUAGUGAACUUUGCACAGUCUAAGGACCCCAAUGAGCACCUGAAUGAAUGGUCAUACAACACUAAUGCUCUUAUGAACCUUGUUAAUAAAACAACACAUCUCAUCACUAAGGAGGAAAUGAUCCACAAACUGCAUUGAUGUUUUGGAAAUUAUAAAAUUGCUCUAUAUAACUUCAUCAGUGUUUCGUGAACUAAGAUGUUUCAUAAAGUAUAAAGAGGUUUCAUAAACUACAAAAGGGUUUCAUAAAUUACAAAGAU
Molecule: messenger RNA, 1517 nt
Organism: Owenia fusiformis
Lineage: Eukaryota; Metazoa; Annelida; Polychaeta; Sabellida; Oweniidae
Source: the annotation of a GenBank genome assembly